GUAUGUCUCAGUAGGUAAGAGUAGACUUUUUUCCUCUGUCGGUAUUCCUAAUAGGUAUUUACAAGUAACCAACGUACGGACUUGUAUACGUAUGCAGUAUAAUCAAAACUAUGGAUAUUAAUAAUAAUACGGAAUUAAUACGACAAGAGAUAAUAAAAAAUCACCUACAAUUCACUGCUUUAAUACAAGACAUACAACAAUGUACUGGCCCUUUAGAAUUACUCAAUGAACUUAAUGCAGAAGGAAGGGAAAAGAUCACAGCAUUAAGAUCCAGUAUAGAUAAAUUGACUUCUCUAGCUGAAACCGAAAUAAAUGAAAAUGAAAGAACGGAAUUGUUAGCUGAAGUUGAAACAUACAAAAAACAGUUAACUGCAUCUCUUGGGACAUUUCGUAAAGCCAAUGUCAUUAGUGCAUGUAUCAUAGAUAAAUUGGCAAGAGAGGAUUUACUUUCAAUAUCCGAAGAACAACAAAAUGCUCUUCGUAAAAGACGGGAUAAGCAGGGUUUAGCAAGCGCAUCUAAUCAAGUGACAGACAAACUAUUAAGUAUUUCGAGACAUUUAGCUGAAACUACUCAGAAAAGUGGGGACACAUUAGACACACUGUUAACAUCAUCCGACAAAGUGUCUAGUACUAAAAAUGAAUUAGAACAUCAACAGCAGGUCAUAGUACAAUCGGGAAAGUUGUUAGGGAAAUAUGGUAGAAGGGAGGUUACAGACAAAGUGCUACUUGUUUUAGCAUUUGCUUUUUUCCUUGCUUGUGUCUUUUAUAUUUUACAAAAGCGACUAUUUUGAAGAGGUACAAAUGGCUUCUACAUUAGUUAUACCAAUGUAUAAGACAAUUCCAAAUCUAUUCCUUACUUUAUUUAUAAUAUAAUGAUCGUACGGUCUAUGAAGUACGGCCAAGUGAUUACUCGUUAGACCGAAAUUUUAUGAUUAUUUUUAUUUAUUAUAGGAUCAAAUUACAUAUUUAUAAAAUAAUUGAUUAAAAAAGGGUCAGUCAGAUAUAUAAUAUUUGUACUGAAUUUAUAAAGAAUAUUAGAGCAUAUAUUUUAGGUACUAUGGACAUUGUUUUCAGUCUAUGUUACCACCAAAAAUUAUUAAAUUCUGUCAGUUGAUUUUGAAUAAGAGUAUCCUGUAAGAAAAAGAUAAUGACUUUUUUUCUUAAAGAAUAUUACAUUGAAAUGUCUUUCUAUCGUUUCUUGUCAGUUAAAGAUUUUGCAAUAAAAACUAAUAAUAUUAUUUAUUAUGUAAUUAAAUUCUAA
Molecule: messenger RNA, 1261 nt
Organism: Vespa crabro (European hornet)
Lineage: Eukaryota; Metazoa; Arthropoda; Insecta; Hymenoptera; Vespidae
Gene: Sec20
Product: vesicle transport protein SEC20
Exons: 3
Coding region: 111-791 (226 amino acids)
Biological process (GO): retrograde vesicle-mediated transport, Golgi to endoplasmic reticulum
Cellular component (GO): SNARE complex; endoplasmic reticulum
Molecular function (GO): SNAP receptor activity
Source: RefSeq, a predicted model, not a curated record